UAUUGUACAGACUACGAGACAUCUGACAAGAAGAAUUUUCCAACGUUCGCUAGGACUAAACCACCGAGUACUCAAAUAUCUAAAUCUGUCGCAUCUUUGCUUUUGGAACAUAAUUGGACUCAGGUGACAUUCCUGUACCUGAGGUCGGUGCAGGAUGACUUUGAUAAGGUGGCAGCCACUAUUCAGUCUGUACUGGAGACGGCCGGAGUCAAAGUGAACAUGGUCAGAUGGUGGAACGAACCCUAUCACAGAGGAUAUUCCGAAAAUCCUUUUCCCAAACUGCUCAGGGAAACCUACAAGGAUACGCGCAGUAAGUGAAUACAUUCCAAUUAUUCUACCUAUAGACCACU
Nilaparvata lugens (brown planthopper) is the source of this 350-nucleotide messenger RNA. Its product is annotated as resact receptor-like. Lineage: Eukaryota; Metazoa; Arthropoda; Insecta; Hemiptera; Delphacidae. The transcript has 2 exons. The annotation marks the transcript as partial. The record is from RefSeq and is a predicted model, not a curated record.